AUGGGGGACUUACAAUUUGCGAAACAAUUCCUGAACACGCUGGACGGGAAACCCACCAAGUACCAACCCGACCAUGUCUUUGACCCCAAGACUUUCCAACUACGAGUUCCCUACACAUUGCCGAAACUUUCCAAUCCUCCUCACCCAUCUCCACCAAAGAAGACACCUUCAGCCGCCCCAGCGCCAGGCUCCGAAGCCGCCGCACCCACAGUUUCCAUAACGCUGAAAUCUGCUCGGAAUCCAAAUAUGACACUAGAGUUACCUUCGUUAAACCCCGAAACUACUACCAUCCAGUCAUUGAAAGAGCAAAUACAGUCACACUUAGGUGGACCGUCAGUCGUGGGCAUAGACAAGGUUAAAAUCCUUAUGAACAAGAAACCGGUCCCGCCCUCGAAGAAAACCGUCUCAGAUGCAUGGGACAAUAAGCCUGCGGGACACAAUAUCGAGUUCGGCGUCAUGAUCAUGGGUGGGGCCCCAGAUCCGCCGACCCAGCAACCUCCCACAGUGCCGGCAUCGGCCACAGGCACGGAGCUAGAGAAGGCGACGCCUAUGGAAGGAGUGGAGGCUACGAGAACAGCUUCAGAGCCCGUGCAGCCUGGUGUAGAAAGCGGUGCCUCGGUGCUUGAAUCCGCUGCGUUCUGGGAUGACUUACAAGGGUUCUUGGAGCAGAGGAUACGGGACCAGAGUGAGGCGCAGGCAUUGCGGGGAAUAUUUGAGAAAGCAUGGAGAAGUGCGAAUUCGGCUCCUUGA
This is a messenger RNA of Exophiala aquamarina CBS 119918, 750 nucleotides long. RefSeq lists its product as uncharacterized. The transcript is spliced from 2 exons. The record is from RefSeq and is a predicted model, not a curated record. The coding region runs from base 1 to 750 and encodes 249 amino acids. Lineage: Eukaryota; Fungi; Ascomycota; Eurotiomycetes; Chaetothyriales; Herpotrichiellaceae.